Pneumocystis jirovecii RU7 is the source of this 735-nucleotide messenger RNA. RefSeq lists its product as uncharacterized. Bases 1 to 735 code for a protein of 244 amino acids. The transcript is spliced from 2 exons. Lineage: Eukaryota; Fungi; Ascomycota; Pneumocystomycetes; Pneumocystales; Pneumocystaceae. Gene Ontology annotation, biological process: regulation of translational initiation. The record is from RefSeq and is a predicted model, not a curated record. Gene Ontology annotation, cellular component: cytoplasm; eukaryotic translation initiation factor 3 complex. Gene Ontology annotation, molecular function: ribosome binding; translation initiation factor activity.
AUGUCAAAUGGCAUCUCAUUGGAACCAGAGUUUUUACAUUUUCCGUCAAUUGCUGCAGUUCCUGCGUCACGAUCUAAUGUGAUUCAACAUUUAAUUGAUGGAGUUGAUCGAUAUAAUCCUCAAAAUGCGCCUUUAUUAGAAGAAUAUUUAGUACAACAGUGUCAAGAUGGGAGUUAUGACUGCAUGGCAAACCUUGCUAUAUUAAAAUUAUAUCAAUUUAAUCCUCAUCUUUCAAAAGAUGAAGUGAUUACAAAUAUUCUUGUUAAAGCGUUAACUGUUUUUACACAACCUGAUUUUUCUACAUGUUUACAUUUGCUUCCACCCUCUAUUCUUUCUAAAGAGGGUUCUGAAGGGGAUUCUUUAUAUGAAAUUGUACAGAAGUUACAUUCACUUCAUCUUCUUUUAGAUGCAGCAAAAUACAAAGAAUUUUGGCAAUCAAUAGAUAAUGAUGAUCUUUAUGCAGAUCUAAUUGCUGAUUGCAUUGGGUUUGAAGAUACUAUUCGACUAGGCAUUGCAAAGGUCAUUUCACAGACAAUGAAAGAAGUUAAACGCGAUGUUUUAGAAAAUUGGAUCAAUCUUCGAGAUGAAAAGCUAACAGUAUGGGUUCGUGAUGUAUUUCAUUGGGAAAUGUCAGGUGAAAUAAUAAAAUUACCACAAAAUAAGGACAAUCUAUCUUUAAAUAAAGUGACACGUGAAAAAGUCCCUUUUUCAGAUUUAUACCAACUUUUAAGAUAA